AUGGCAGGUCAUCCAGAGAAUGAGCCCAUACUCAGGCUACCACAUCCAUACCAGACACCCUACACUCUCGUAAAGUCGUCGCGAGCGUCCGAUUCUUCGUCAGCGUUCUUUCAGAUCAAGUCUCAGAGCGCCAGCAGCAAGACAAACCCUUCCCGAGAGCCUCUACACAACGAUACCCUCUUCUUCACUGAACCCGCCGACCUCAAGUCCAGCGAAAGGCCGCCCGAGUCCAACAACACGUCAUGGGGCCGAGCGCGCCGCUCGCCCUGCUCAACCGUAGUCUGGGACAGUGAGAGCCCGCCAACCCUCGGCCAGGCCUGGCUCCUCAUCUACGUGCUCUUCACCAUCCGGCCCGCCACGGAGGGCUUCCGACUCAGCCUUACGGGCACGGGCAAGGAAAUGCUCUCGGCACAGCUCAAGGCAGUGCUGCUCGCCAUUGACUACCCGAUCGCCAGCGGGCUCACCGACGAGCUGCUCGUCCUCCGCAGCACCUUCUGGCAAGGCGCCGGCUCGCCCUUCGGACCGCGCUCAGCCUGGAUUCCGGACGACACAUCCUCAGUGACGGCCUCGCUGCCCAAGCCGCUAUCCGCAUACCCUCUCACGCCCCUCGAAAACACCAUAACCAACGAGCCAGGCAGCGCGCUGACAUGGCACCCGCGUCGGCCGGCCAAGCCGCGUCCGGGCUCCGUCAUCUACAGCCGCUGGAUCCCGCACCUAAAGGAGAACUUCAGCAUGGUGGCGCUGGAUUUCCAGGACCCGGAACACCUGGGCCUGUUCCACACGUGGCAGAAUGACCCGCGUGUCUCGCAGGGGUGGAACGAGACGGGCACGCUGGAGCAGCACCGCGAGUACCUGCGCAAGGCGCACGAGGACCCGCAUCAGAUUACCAUUCUGGCGCGGUUUGACGAUACGUAUUUUGCCUAUUUCGAGGUGUACUGGGGCAAGGAGGACCGACUCGGCGCCUACUACAGCGCGGGCGACUUCGACCGCGGCCGCCACUCGCUCGUGGGCGAUGUGCGCUUCCGCGGCCCGCACCGCGUGACGGCGUGGUGGUCGAGCCUGAUGCACUACCUGUUCCUCGACGACCCGCGCACCAUGCACCUGAUUGGCGAGCCCAAGUUCACCAACAGCUCCGUGCUGGCGUACGAUUUCAUUCAUGGCUUCGGGCUCGACAAGUUCGUCGACCUGCCGCACAAGCGGUCGGCCUUCAUGCGGUGCUCGCGCGAGCGCUUCUUCCAGCUGUGCCCGCUGCAUGAGAGUGGGAAGGCCGUGGGUGGGACUUUGGUUGGGUUGUUGCCGAAGCUGUGA
Messenger RNA from Anthostomella pinea, 1308 nucleotides. The record is from the annotation of a GenBank genome assembly. NCBI's taxonomy places the organism in Eukaryota, Fungi, Ascomycota, Sordariomycetes, Xylariales, Xylariaceae.